Meloidogyne enterolobii is the source of this 405-nucleotide messenger RNA. NCBI's taxonomy places the organism in Eukaryota, Metazoa, Nematoda, Chromadorea, Rhabditida, Meloidogynidae. The record is from the annotation of a GenBank genome assembly.
AUGGUGAAGCUUGGGUGGUUUGUGACGAAACUUUCGCGUGAAACUGUCACGAUUGAGCUGAAGAAUAAUACUAUUGUUACUGGAACAAUUGUGGAAGCUGACACUGCAAUGAACAUUCAUCUGCGUAGGAAUAACAUUCGCACCAUUAUCUUGCCGGAUUCUUUGCCAUUGGACGUUUUACUGAUUGAUGAUGAGCCGCGAUUCAAGUCACAGCAGCGUCGUAUGUCUGGACGUGGCCGUGGAGCUGCUCCGCGUGGUUAUGGGAGGCCGUCAAAUCGUGGUGGCUCUGGUAAUGGUGGGGCUCGUUCAUAUAGCAGUGGUAGAUCUUCGACUUAUAGCAGUGGUGGUGGAUCUCGUUAUAGCAAUGGUGGUGGUGGUGGAGGGGAUAAUUAUCGUCGGCGCUAA